Molecule: messenger RNA, 2874 nt
Organism: Helianthus annuus (common sunflower)
Lineage: Eukaryota; Viridiplantae; Streptophyta; Magnoliopsida; Asterales; Asteraceae
Exons: 20
Coding region: 397-2583 (728 amino acids)
Source: RefSeq, a predicted model, not a curated record
UUACUGAUUCAUAUUCGUCGCAACCAUCCAGUUUCAUCGGAUGCAAUUUCUGUUAGAAUCCAUUUGCAUGCGAAUUUCUCGAUUAUCAAUCGAAAAAACCCUAGGAAGAAGAAUUACUCCACAACACACACUUCAUGUUUGUGAUUUGUGGAAGAAAGUUUCACGUGUUAUUCUUCAGAAAUUGUUGCAAUAUGAGUGUAUAUGAUAGAAGAUUGAUGCUCAUUGAGGCUGGAAUCAGUCAUUAGUCAAAGUAUCAUAUGUUUCUAGGUUAGAGAAAUGGUAGGAAGGGGGAUUUUAAUGUGUAAAAGAGUUGGAAAGGUCGAAGAAUCGUGUUUCUGAGGUGAUAAACAGAGGAAUUUGGGAAGGAUUGCGUAGUGAGUGUGCAAGUGAUUCGAGAUGACAUCUGUAGGGGCGAAUCAUAGACGGUGUAGAAGUGAAAUCGUGACCUCGUUAAAUACUCAAAGUCAAACCAAUGGUUUUCAAAGAUUCAAGACUUCUAUGCAAAGGGCUUUGAACUGGGGUGGUAGUCAGGAUCAAGCGUUUUUUAAUCCGGAGAUUUUAGCUCAUCAGAAACGCCAGUGGUAUCAGUUUCACUCCAAGUCCUCGGAUACUGCAAACUAUCAGGAUCCAACCGCGCUUUUUGAACAUUUUUUCAUUGCUGGUAUCCAUCCAAAUGCUAAUCUAGAGGCUGUGGAGGAUGCAUUUAUUGCAAGAAAGAAAUGGGAGGCCAAAUCAGACAGAACAGAACUCAUGGAUCUAAAAAACAUGCAUUUUCAAUCACCUCCAAGUGUGAUGAUGGAACCUCAGAUACUUUUCAAAUACCCUCAAGGGAACAAGUUAUCUAUGGGCUUAUCAGAUUUAGCAUCCUUUUGCUUUCCUGAAGGUGUGAAGGCAUGUAUGUUAGCGAGGACUCCAUCACUUAGUGAGCUAAAUCAACUCGUUUAUGGACAGGACCACUUGAUCAGAGAUGACUCAUCAUUUAUAUUUUCACUCAAGGUGGCAGACAAUGCAACUCUGUAUGGUGUUUGCCUACACACACAAGAAUUUGUUCAGAGACCACCAGGGAUGCUUGGUGUUGCCUCAUCCUUACCAAGAGGCCGAGGCAGUCGUUUUUUAGUUACAGCACCUCGUUGUUACUGUCUGUUGACCAGAGUUCCUUUCUUUGAAUUACAUUGUGAGAUGUUAAACAGUAUUGUUGCACAGGAACGUCUAAAUCGAAUAACGCAGUAUGUUAGCGAAGUAAGUCUUAAUCACGUCCCUUCGUCACCGAGAUUAAAAAACCAAGAGGCUGAAUAUGCUGGCAGUCCACGUAAGCAGCAGCCAUGGAUGGAAUUUGCAAUACCUGUUGAUGGAACCCUGGCCCUUUCAACUGCUUCUACCGGCCUUAAUUCACCUUCAAAACUGGAAACCAGAUCUCCUCGAUCCCCUCGUGAUUGUAAUUCAGAUGCAUCAGCAAGACGAUGGGAGCAUUUAGGAAAAAUGAGUAAUGAUCAUGAUGGUAUACGCAAGACUAGUAUUGACGCGUGCGUUGUUCCGGCUAACGGCUCACUAGCACGGAUUGGGAGUUUUGGGCCGUUGUUCAGUUCAGUGAAAGGCAUUGUAACAGAGGAUGAAGAUGGAGUACUUUCUUGCAAUGAUAAACAUGCUACCAAUAAGACGAUUAUGGAAUGGGCUAAGGAAAAUAAAAAUGAUUUGCUGCAAAUUGUUUGCGGCUAUCACUCAUUGCCAGUCCCAUCAUAUGGAGGUAAAAUACACUUUAAGCCACUCGAGCAUCUACAAGCUAUUGAAUAUUGUAGAACUGCAUUUGCUUUUGGAGAAGAUCCCGAUGUUGACAUGUCGAUGAUUCCCGAUAAGGUCAAAUUCAAACUGGCUGCAAUUGAGGAAGCUGUCUCACUAUCAAACUGGACAACCAUAACAAUUUGUAGAGCGCUUUCCCUUCAAAAUAUUUUAUUAUUACUUGCGGCAGUGCUUCUGGAAAAACAAGUCAUCAUUACGUCUCCAAAUCUGGGUGUCUUAUCAGCCACAGUGUUAUCUCUUAUUCCUAUGAUUCUUCCAUUUGAAUGGCAAAGCCUGUUCCUUCCGGUUCUUCCAGGGAAGAUGUUUGAUUUUCUUGAUGCCCCAGUUCCCUUUGUUGUUGGGAUACUACAUAAACCAGCUAACAAGAUGAGAUCUAAUAACCUUGUUCAUGUUAAUUUGGCAGAUAAUCAGGUCGAAAUGUCCUCCUUGCCGGUACUCCCGAAGCAAAGAGAACUCAUGAACAAAUUAGGGCCGCUUCAUGCUAGACUAUCAAGUGACAAAAUUGCUGCUAAAAAGCAUCCGGUUUAUAAGUGCAACAAAUGGCAGAUCGACGCUGCAACACAAUUUUCAUCUGCCAUGAGGCAACACUUGGAGUCGCUCUGUUCAAACUUGUCCAACCAUACAAUCACCAGUGUGCAAUGUGAUAAUGACAGGGUUUCCUUACUUCUCAAGGAGAGCUAUAUUGAUUCCUUCCCCUAUAGAGACCGGCAAUUUAUCAGGGAAUUUGUAGAUACACAGAUGUUCACAGUUCUAUCAGAUACUCGACUUUCUAGACGCGAGUGUUAACCUUACGGGUUCAGUCUGUUACUUGGAUUUAAUAUCUGAAGACCUUAAAUUGCCACAUCUGAGGCAUUGACCGCACAACAUUAAUACGGUACUAUCAUGUCCUGAUUCACAGUAGUUUCAUGCUAAUUUGUAGCACUAAUACCGAAACCAUCGGCCCUGUGUUUUAAGUGGGAUUGAUGUUAAACAGUUGAAUUCUAAGCUUCUAGUAAAAUCUAAUAAUGCCAACACUUUUGACCUGGAUUUUGAUGGUUAAUUUUGAUCAUGUAUAUUCAUGAAAGGGUGUUUGGAUUU